AUGGAUUCUACGAUAAGAACUGAUGACUUCAAUAAGAGGAGGAAAGCUACGUGGGCUUCAUAUAUAAUCGGUGGGAUCAUAUUCCUGAUAUUCAUUAUCCUUGUAUUCCUUUAUGCAAUCCUCCGGGUUAGAAGCAUAAAGAUCCAUCUCCAAUCAGUGAAUAUCAAAGACCUCGUGACCAACAACAGAUUGUCGCCAGCUGCUUCCUUCAGCAUGUUACUUAAAGCACAAGUGACCAUCAAGAACUCAAACUUUGGGCAUUAUAAGUUUGAGAACAGCACACUUGUUUUAGCCUAUAGAGGAACCCAUGUUGGUGAAGCUGGUAUUGGAAAGGGGUUGGUCAAGGCUAGAUCAAUGAAAAGGAUUAAUAUUGUGGCCAAGGUGAGUUCAAGUUCUUGGAAAAGGGACGACGUGUCGUCGGAUUACAGGGCUUCUUCACAGAAGAUCAAGUUGGCGGCAAGCGCACAGGUGACUGGAAAAGUACAUGUGCUGAAAAUCAUCAGGAGAAAGAAGAUAGCGAAGAUGAAUUGUAUCAUGGAACUUGAUACAAAAACUCAAACCAUUGAUAACAUGCAUUGCAAGUAG
Erigeron canadensis is the source of this 585-nucleotide messenger RNA. Its product is annotated as late embryogenesis abundant protein At1g64065-like. Bases 1 to 585 code for a protein of 194 amino acids. Lineage: Eukaryota; Viridiplantae; Streptophyta; Magnoliopsida; Asterales; Asteraceae. The transcript has a single exon. The record is from RefSeq and is a predicted model, not a curated record.